Messenger RNA from Emericellopsis atlantica, 1525 nucleotides. RefSeq lists its product as uncharacterized. The transcript is spliced from 3 exons. The coding region runs from base 139 to 1134 and encodes 331 amino acids. NCBI's taxonomy places the organism in Eukaryota, Fungi, Ascomycota, Sordariomycetes, Hypocreales, Bionectriaceae. The record is from RefSeq and is a predicted model, not a curated record.
CUGGUGACGCUCAGGACGCCAAUACGCAGAGUCGGCUCAGUCCCCAGUGGCUACAUACUGUGCUACGAUUCACCAAGUCAUCUUCUCACGCCUGAUACAUGUAGGCGGCGGUACGACAGACUCCACCGACAGGACAUUAUGAGCCACCAGCAGCCGUAUCACGAUGCCGGGGGCGAGUAUGACAGCGCCGACGUCGACGAACUCGCGCAAACCGUGGACCAGACGCAUAUAUCGUACAGCAGUCAUCGCGAAGUUCCCCGUACCCUGGACGCUGAUGGAGCCGUUGGAUUCACCGAUGAACACCCCGACCACUAUGAGUCCGGCGAUGCGGAAGGUUCGCACACGUUUGGCGAACCAUACCAGUAUGGCGAUUCCGGCGAGGAGUACGAUGAGGAGGAAUACGCAGAAGCUGGCCAAGACGACGAGACUUGGUCAGGGGCCGUCAACCCGGAAGAUUGGAACCCCAGAUUUCAUCUUGAUCCAGCAUAUCAGGUGUACCCUGAUGAGGACUGGUUCGUUGGCUCGAUCAUCAUGGUCUAUUGGGCAGAACCCAAGGGACAUUCUUCGCCCAAGGGCAGGAAAGGCGGCACUUCACGCUACACACUGACGGACAUGGUCCACCAGUCCUUCCGCCGCAUGGUUGUCGUGAGGUCGGAGAACGGCUCGUCUUUCUGCUGUCCCAUCUCCACGUAUGGAGGCCGAGGCUGUCGAAAGACGAGGUGCAAGCCAGAGAAGCAUGGUGUCAUCUAUGAUGACAAUCUGGAGCCAGAGACAUUCAAAGACGAGAAGAAGCUGGGCGUCAAACCAGUUGGGGCCACCAUGCUCGACGGCCACACACUCGACCCGGCCUCUCGUGUCAACUACGGCAACGGUUUCUGGGUCCAGCACAAUAUCCCCGUCAUGUUCAUCGGCUAUAUCCCCAUGGACCUGAUGAAGCGGGUCAAGAGCGCUUACAAGCGCUUCAUAUUGGAGGGCUCUGAAGAUGAGAGGGAGCAGGCCGCGUCCUCGUCCAAGUCUAAGCCUAGUUCCAAGUCCAACAAAACAAAACAGGAGGCCAUGUCCGGCGACUGGAACGAGACGAAGAAGAAGAAGAAGGAUGGCGAGAGCAGCAAGAGCAGGUCCAAGCGACACUGAACCUGGGGGUCCCUUCCCCUCACCACCACGAUCUUAUACGUUACAAAGCGAACUCGAUGGUUCUCUUUGAUGGAUUGGCUUACAGCCUCUCCCCCUGCUGGUAGACCAGUCCAGCCAACAACAGCUAACAGAAACAGGCUUGUGACAUUUCUUAUGUACCCGAGCACCCUGAUCCUCCCGUUGGAGCGUUCCUGUUUUGAGACUUUUCAUACCUUUUCCUUCUUCUCUUGAUCUUUUCAUUUCUCAAAUUCUGGAACCUUGCCACGAUACUUCAACAUAUCGUAGUCGAUGACUGGUUGGGAAGAUGACCCACGAUGGCGCGAUCGCUGUACAUUUCCAGGCUUCAACAGCCACGCAAGCAACUAUGGCCGAUUUCGGCAUGUACGAGUGA